UGGCGGCCACCAGCGUUUGAACUUUUUCUUUUGGCCCAAAUUUUCCGUCAUUUUUGACUAAGUUGAUGAUUAAUCGUUGGGUUUUCAACAUCGGCUGGUAGAAUAAUGUCCAAGAAACGUGCAAAGAGUGGAUCUGCUGGUGUAGCAAGAUGGGAAAGUGGGCUAGCAUCAACUCCUUUUUGCGACGAUAACUGGAAAGCAAACAUCUAUUUUCUUGCUGGAAAUAAACUAGAGGACAACAGUCAUAUUGAUGUAUUAGGGACUGGAGUGAAUGCAGGAACAAGGAGAUUGUUCAGCUUUUUUUCCAAAGAUGAACUUUAUAAUCAGGUUCGCGAUCUUGGCAAUCCCAAAUCCAAGAAAUCCAAAGAAACACCAGCAAAUUAUGAAGUGUGUGAACCUUGCAAACAGCACCUUGAUGCCGGUGAAGAUAUCCCAUUGCCCUUGCUGGCGAAACUUGUCAAAUUCAAGUUGCUGGCAUGCAAGGACAAUGACAAGAGAAGGAGGGAUGCUGAGAAAAAGGCUGCUGCGGAAAAAGACAAACCUGGUGGUAAGGGAGGGAAGGGAGACAAGAAGGACCGGGCCAAGUCUCCAGGGAAGAAGGGCGGCAAGAAAACACCAGAUCCUCCAUCUGCCAAGAAAGAGAGCAAAUUGAGAAAGCGCGGAGAUGAGGACUUAGACAGCAAAUAUAUUGAUGAUGAGCCUGAUGAUGGUCCAAACCACUAUGUGCUGGUGCAUGGAUUCACUGAGCCGUACUUGAUCACCCUCUUGGACGAGCUGGGCAUCACUGUAGAAGCCAUCAUCAAAGUGAAGUCUCAAGAUUACUCCCAAUUUGAGAAGCCUACAGAUGACCAACAAGUGCCACCACCAGUAGCGGAUGAGGCCGCAGAGGAAGAAAAGCUUCAAAAGUUAAAUGCGGAAAAAGAAAAAGUGCAGACAUUCUGGAGAGACAUCUUACCAAUUCUGCAAAAGUGUGCUCCUCAGUCAAAGCUUCAUGAUCUUGCCAGGUUGGAAUAUGUGGUAAAGAACCUCAUCAUACCAGAAAACAUGGAGGACAAUGAGAAAAAGACCGAGUUUGCUGCCACCCUGUAUGAAGACAUCGCCUGUAUGUGCUAUGACUUGAUUGACUAUAAAAGACAGUACCAUAACUACCUGGAGAAUAUGAAACUGCUUCAAGUUCCUAUUGCUGUCCCUCAAGGAGGAGCAGCCAUGGCAGAGGCUGUAUCAGUUGGAUCAGGCCUGGAUAAGUCUGGAAGUCAAGAGGUAGCAACUGCGGCAACGACCCCCGAGGCAGACAUGAGAUACUACAAUGACUUGAUGAACACUCUACCCCAGGAGAGCAUCAGUGUGGAACUGGUGAUGCAUUGCAUGUUAGAGCAGCUGCAAGCCACUGAAGAAGACCGCCAGCCUCCCAGUGAAACCCCUGCACCUAUCCAUUCCGAUGGCCUGGACUCUCAACUUUCCAGCCAUCUCAACCAGAUAGCUUUCAAACUUGCCCUCUCAAGUGAAGAACAACAGUCUCUAGAACCUGAAAUAGCUGUCCCAACACGUACGCAGGAGAAACUAAAUCAACCCAAGCUUGUGAGCGCCAAUGAUGAUAUUUCCAUCCGGACAGAUCACUUGAAAACAGUUGAUGGUUUCAAUCCUAAAACGGCUGAGAUUACCAUGUUGAAGUAUUUGCCAUUUGCUGGUAUGUCUCACCUGCCUGCGCCUUCAUCCAGGACAGCUAAAGAGAGGGCUGCACGCCUACAGGAACUCAUUCAUUUCUGUGCUACAGGUGGUCUAUCGCAAUCAGAAAUUGACCGAGCAUUCAAGCAGUUUGUCUUUGAGUGCAUGGACCUGACGAGCACAGACAUCAAUGGUUUCAUCAUCACAAAGGAGGGAGAAGGCGCGCACCACUCAGUGAUACCAUGGGACGACCCUUACCCAUUCUUCAAAGGGAUGAUACCAGUCUCAGAGAAGAGGAAGUCAAUCAUAGCAAUGGAAAGCGUCUCGACCAUGUCCUCUGGGGAAAGAUCAGGUGCCAAGUCUCCUACUGGUGAUCUUAAGUCCAAUAGCAACUAUGGAAGUACGGCAGGUUCAAGGUCACAUUCCGCUGAAGGGUCAAGGCCAUCCACCCCUGGCAUUCUUAGGUCAAGGUCAUGCUCUCCAAACAGACCAAAGUCUAGAGGAAGUCAGGCGUCAGAUGAUAAUAUAUCAGACAGGAAAAUUUCCCUUGGUGGAACAAUGCAUUCUGUGAGAUUUGGUAACGAUCAUGAGGGUGCACCACUUGAGCCAUUAGCUGACAGCCCUGAGCCUGACAAAACACUUGAGGAGUCUAUGAACGAGGUUGUUAAUGCUGAGAAGAGGAAUCUAGACCAGUGGUGCUUUGCUGAACACUAUGAACCAGAACUUCUUCUCCAGGUGUUGAGGAAGGCCUCAGAGCGUCUCCCAUACGUCGACACAUACUAUCAUAAGCGUGAUCAUACCCUCAUGAUCUGCCUACACAAUCCCCACAGUGCUGAACUACAGAGUUAUGUGGAUUGGGAGAGUAACCUCCAUUCUAAUGUUGGAUUCAGGAAUUACCUUGAGCAUGUGUCCGAGUCAAUAUCUGAAUGGACAACUGCAGAGGAAGCUAAAUUCCAGGCGGAAUUGUUACGUCGUGAGCUGGAGAAACUACAGAAGGAGGAAGAAGCAGCGUCAUCACGUCCGAAUUCUGGCAAGAAAAGUCGUCAGAGAUCUAAAUCUCCUAAGAAGUCAUCCUCAAAGAAGGGCUCACGUUCGUCCAGUCAAGAGAGAGCCGAGACGCCGUCUGAUCCGUUUGUUCGGGCCAACAGUCUGAAGGCUCUGAAGGUGGAACAAGAUAGGAUCAGAGCAGAAGAAGAGGCCAAAGAAAGAGAGAAAGAAGACAAGAGGGCUAAGUCUGCACAGAAAAAGGCAAACAAGGAAGCUUUGGAGAAGGAGAAAGCUGAAAAAGAAAAGAAAGACAAAGAGAAGCGACCGGGUUCUCGUGGAAGUGCCAAGUCGAGGAAGUCCAGCCGCAAUGAAAAUAAAGAUGAUCUGGACAAACAACCAGAAGAACCACAGGAAGAGGAACCAUACUGGCCAUUCCAUGGCUAUGAUGUUGGCAAUGAUCUCAUCCAUGCGUCAGGUUCUAUCUCGACACUGUUCCCAGCUGAUGGAGGCCAGAUCAGGACGGAAAGGACAGACUUCGUCCAAGGUUCCUCCGUCGUCAAGACAACUGUCCAGAAGGAUGGCCACAUGUUCUGUAUCCAUGUUGUUGACCCGAUUGAGCCUGAUGAGGAUGCUGAAGCCAAUGAGGACGAGAUGAUCAGAAUAGCCACGCCGAGGGAUCCAACACCACAGGGAGAACCUGCGGAUGAGGUGGAAAAGUCUGAACUAGAGAAACCAGAGAAGGAAGAAGAAGCAGAAACAGGAGACCCGGUAGAAGAAGUUUCUGAAGAAGCUGAAGAAAUUAUUGAGAUGGUGCCCCAAGAGCAGCCUUCCAAACCAUGUGUCAGCUACUUCGGUUCCUUCAGUGCAAAGUUUGAGGAUGGCAUGGUUCUUGCGCUGAGCACCUUUGGAGAAAAUGGAGCACCAGAUAUCAAGAAGCCUGAGCCAGAACCAUACGUUCCUCCAAACGUGCCUAGGAGCCCGAGUCCUGGACCAAAUAAGGAUCAGUCCCCCACAAAGGGCAAGCGUGACAAAUCAAGGGAGAAGGCUUCAACACCCGAGCCAUCGUUGCAGGAUGAGGAGGUCAAAGGGGAUGCUCCUGAGGAACCUGCUGCCCCUCCACCGCAGGGAUUCCAACAACUGUUCAUCACUUGUCCAGAUGGCCUCCACGUGCAGUACGGUCUUGAAGCUAGCUAUGGGAUAAAAUCUGAGUGUGAAGAUGGCCUAUCCAGCAUUGUUGUGAGACAGAGUUACCCAUUGAAAUCACGUGGCAUCAAUGAUUGUGAGAAGACGAGACGAGUGCCUGCCAUGCAGGAAGGUAGCAGGAUCAUCACUAAGGAGGGAACAAUUAUCAAGACCAUGGUUGAUGGCACUGCACAGGUGUUGUUCCCAGAUGGCAAAGUCAGCAGCCUGAGUGGUUUUAGCUUGCCUAAACCUGUCAGUCGCAACAGCUCUCCUCAACGUGCCGGUAGUGCCUCUCGUAGUCCACGUGCAGAAGACCGUGAAACCCCUACAAAGAAGGCAAGCAAAGGGCGGAAACCUAGUGGGAAACAGGAGAAGGAAGAAAAGGAGGAGGAAAAGCCAGGAUUCUGGAUGACAACCCUGGCAAGCGGGGAGAGAAUUUCAACCAAGGCUGAUGGGUUGACCAAGUUACCUGCUCAAGAUGUUCCACUUUGUGUGGCUACCGAUCCUGAGACAAGGCAGCGUAUGAUUACUCGCGAUGACCGAGUUAUCAUAGUGGAGCAUCCAGAUGGUACAAUGAUCGUUGAGCACAGUGAAGGCACCCGUAUCACCCGGUACUACAGGAAUACAGAGGUCACCAUCACAGCAGAAGAUGCAGAUGAGACUGGUGAGGAGCCUGAAAUUCAAACUAUUGUUGAAAAGUUCAUCAAAGUCGAAUGUCCAGGAUAUGCAACUAUUGAAUUCAAUCAAGAUACUGGGGAGUGCUUCACACUCUUUGGUUCUGGCAGUUUCAUCCAAACUCUACCAGACGGAUCCUACUUCAUGGACUACCAUGAUGGCGGCAAGCUGGAGAUCAGCGCCGAGGGAACGUCAACAUACAUUCCUAAACCAAACAAUGACCUUGUCUGUACUGACGUAACCCAGGAACUCGUGUACACCAUGCGUCACCAUUCUGAAAUGAUUUGCGAAACCAUAGACAAUGAGAAGAAUGUAUUCGGUGUGAAAUUUAACGGGGAGACAUCCGUAACAUUGGCGAAUGAUAACGACAUACUUUCCUCUUCAUCGGAUGACAUACUUGACAUUAAAACGCCGCCCAAGAGGAUGGUGACAUACAGACAACAUGCGCCGAGAUUCUUUAUAAUGCAUGCUGAUGGUAGCGGUACUGAAAUGCUGCGAUACCAGGAUAUCUCUGAGUAUCUCUCCUUGGCAGAAGCUGAUCCGAAUGUGGCUGUUCUCAAAGAUCCAUUGGCUGAUUAUCCAGGAGUCAUGGGAAUCACCAUCCUAAAACCAGCAGCUAAAGGAAUUUCCGAACAGUGGCUUAAACAGUAUGAUGAACCUACCAUAGUACCAAAUGGAUUGCGUUCUAGGGAUUUGAAAUCAUUGCCUUCUAAGGAGGCUAAGAAGGAGGGCCCAGAAUUUGGCACCACACUUGGACAAGGUCUUGCAGUGGGGUCUGCAGUCAAGCCUCCACCACUCCCAGUUCCACCCAAAUGUCCUCAAGUGCUAGAGUUGAGGCAACUCGUACAGUUCAAACCAGUCACUGAAGAACUAAGAUGCAUUCUUCAGGACGGUCUGAAGGAGUAUGCUGAGUUUGUGAAGCAGAGGUACCAGACAUCAGAGGAGCUCCAGGUGAAGGACCCAAGGAAUGAGGAGGAGAGGAUGAUGGCAUCUGAUCUCAUCUCUGAGGCAUUGCCUGAAGCCAAGGCAGAUGCACUGGCGUCAGACAUCAGUGAUGCCUAUGAAAAGGCAACUGCCCCUCCACUUCCUACCCCACCACCAACUCCUUUACCGAAAAGAACUCAAGCUGACUGGGAACGCGAUGCCAGAGAACUCGCUGAGGAAUCUGAGAAUAGAAACGCUCUCAGACACCACGCCGUACCAUCGUACUUCCACAGUGAGCUCGGCAAGGCGUUUCUCUUGACACGUGCCCCUGAUAUGGAGGCUUUGAUGAAGGAGUUAACAGAUGAUCCUAGGAUUGAAGAGGAAGCUGCCACUCGCAGUGACCACUCUACCCCAGCUUCACCUCAACCUGAAAACACCACUUCCACUGGACCAUCACCCUCAGACACAGCUGUGACUGGCAACACUCCAUCCAAGCUUCGACCAGGCAACCCUACCCCAGGACAUGCAGAGGGCAAGGGCUCCCCGUCACCAAUCAGGCCGAACGCCCCUACCCCUGCUCAUGCUGAUGCCAAGAAAACAGUCCAAGACAGACCAGGUAACCCUACGCCAAAACAUGCUGGAGACAAUAACCAAGCUUCGGAGACACCAUCGAGUCAUUAUCCUAGUAUUCCUGAGAGGCCUGCAGAGGAAGAGAGCCCUGAUGAUGUUUGUGACCCAGAUAAGACAUCACCACGAGUCACCAGCUUGGAAAAGAAUGUGAUCGGCCAGCCACGACAGUAUGUUGUGAAGGUGCCUGCCUACAUCAAGGCUGGUAGGCCCGGGGCACAACCCAAUGGCAAGUUUGCUCAGGUUGAAGAUCCUGUCCGUCGACAGGUGUUCACCUCCUCUGUAGCUGGGGCAACAGAGAAGGGCCACGUCCUCCUGAAGGAUCUUCGAGGAUUUGAACUGCUCCCAGAAAGGGUCGACUUUGGAAUCCUUAGAGAGGGAUACACCUAUCAAUUCCCUGUUCAUCUGAAAAACACUGGCGUGGACUCGUGUCGAUUCAAGCUUAAGCAGCCACCACCAUCAACUGGUCUGAAGGUCCUCUACAAACCUGGUGCAGUUGCUGCAGGCAUGAAGACCACAUUAGCCAUUGAGAUUUACGCCAUUGCUGUCGGUGUGGAAGGAAACAGUGGAGUGGGCGGUGUUGGUCAUGAUCUGGAAAUCAUCACCGAGACAGACAGCCUGAUUCUUCCAAUUGCUGCAACUAUCCUGACAGCAGCAGAGUAUGACAACAGAGAUCCUAAAAAUUUGCAACGAGGCAAGAAGGCUGGUGUACAACUCAUUUCAACCAAGCCACCCGGAGGGCAGGGAGUAAUCAGACCAAGAAAGGAUGAGAUGAUAUGUGUCUGAACUUCUGGAUAUCUCACCUUCAUUAUCAGAGACUAAGCUGAGAGGAAUAUACUGUAUGUAGUCUGCAUUGUACUGGUAAUUGGAGACAAUUGUGAUUCUUAUAUUUGGAGUUGACUUCCUCCUUUCCAUUGUUAUACCAAUAUCUAUUGCUAAAACGCCGUCCAUUUUACCAUGAAAGUCUGAAAUUUGUAUACCGUCCUAAGUACAGAACUGUUUAUUCAAUGCACAUUUAUUGUAAAAAGUGCACUGCUGCACCUCCGAAUCCCUCCAUAUUUUGUAUAAACUGUGAUAUCAAUGUAAAUUGUGUACGUAUGAUAUAUUGAGGUUUUGUUUGUUAGAUAAUAAACAGACUUAUGUAUGAAGGUCAA
This is a messenger RNA of Lineus longissimus, 7214 nucleotides long. Its product is annotated as sperm-associated antigen 17-like. The coding region runs from base 106 to 6846 and encodes 2246 amino acids. Gene Ontology annotation, cellular component: axonemal central apparatus. The transcript is spliced from 31 exons. NCBI's taxonomy places the organism in Eukaryota, Metazoa, Nemertea, Pilidiophora, Heteronemertea, Lineidae. Gene Ontology annotation, biological process: epithelial cilium movement involved in extracellular fluid movement; axonemal central apparatus assembly. The record is from RefSeq and is a predicted model, not a curated record.